UAGCAAAUGAUAGGUUGGGGAGUUACUUUGAGGAGAAGUAAUGGAGUUUGGAAACGGAUCCUCGUGAAAGAAAAGUAAGAGGGAAUGUUAGAAUUAACCGAGUUGUUGUCAAAUAGUGGUGAGCCUUCGUACGAAGUGGUGAAGUUUAAUAGAUCUGCGAAAAAAGGUUGUGAUUCCUUAUAUGUGAACAACGUUUAAGCAAGAGACGGUACGUUCGACUUUUGUGACUACAUAACGGUGGCCUAAAUUUUUUUGCGAGCUAUUUCAUCGUUCAUUACAUUCAUCUGGGAGUCUAACUGAAACUGUUGCCAUUGCCUCUUUGUGUUCGGUUUUGUACAUUCGUUACAUGUCAUCUGGAACUAUAAUUGGUUUUAUCAAUUUAUAUGACGUCAAGGAUUUUACGUAUUAGUGCAUAAGUUUUAUAUAUUAUUGUUACUAUUUUUGAAUUUAUAUAAAAGAGCAAUAAUGGAAAAACAGGAAGUGAUAAAAAAUUUACGUGCGUGUCUCAUAUCUGCAAAGGAUGGUGUAAAGAUAGAAAAUUUAAAUAGAGACUAUAAAAUGCUAAUCGAUGAACAAAUCCCCUAUCGAAAGUUUGGCUAUCCAUCUUUAGUAGCCUUUUUGUAUACUGUUCCUGGUAUAAAGAUUGUUGAGAAAGGUGCUGACGUCUAUGUAGAAGCUGUACCUACUGAAGAAUCUGCACAUAUUACAAGAUUAAUUUCACGUCAAAAAGCAGUAUCCAAGAAACAUAGAAGAGUGGUGAAUGCUUGGAAGCCAUCAUCAUUUCGUCUACCUAUGGUGACAAGAAAAGCUGUCCGCACUGUACAAAGUACUAAUCAGAAUCUGUAUUCACAAAUAAGCGGAAGACAAAAUACAUCAGUUCCUGCAAUGCCAACAAAAAUUACUAUUUAUCGAAAUGACGAGAAACCCAGAUACAUACAAUCUAAUUGUGGAAUAUCACCAAAUUCUCCAAGCAAAAGUCUAAAAGAUAGACAAAUGAAUCCUGUUUUGUCAACGAACCAAAGUGUUAUUAACACACAGAGAGAUACUGUAUGUUUGAAAAAUGAUAUCAAGCUGGUACCACCUUUGAUGAGUCAGACACCAAAGACUGUUAAUAACAAUAUAGAAACAUUUAAAAAAUCAUCAAAUAUAAGUGAAAGGCUCAAAAUUAAUCCUAAUAUACCUUCAUUGCUAAACUUAAACACCAGUAUUCCAACAUCUCCUCUUCAAUCUGGAGUUUUGUCACCCCUUUCGCCUGGACAAAUUUUAGCAGACGGUAAAAUGCCACAAUCGCAACAGUCACCAAUGAAUUCAUCUACUUUAUUAGAUAAUGCCAAAAAGAUCGUAUCAAAAUCACAGCCUCUCGAUCCGAGAGACGAACUAAGAGAGCGAGCUGUAGCAUUGAAUCUUCCAAGACCUGUAUAUCAAAUUUAUCCAACACCGAUUAAAAAUUCGAAGAAUCCAAGUGUAUUUGCACGAGUUAAGAUUGGUCCACAUGGAUAUUCAAGUUAUCCAGAAGAGGCGCGUACCGAAGAUGAGGCACAAAAAAUUGCUGCCAGGUUCGCGUUGUUAGAUCUUGUUGAAAAAUUUGGACCAGUUUUCACUUUAAACGAGACUAAAGAUAAAAAAAUAAUAAAAGAAAGAGUGUUGUCCAUAGUAGAUGAUCAUCCAAAUGGUAUUUUCAUGCAUAAAGUACCCAUAUAUUAUAAGCAAAAGUAUGAAGAAAUUUUACCAGAAAAUUGGGAGAAAGCUGUGGAAGAAUGUCCAGCAAUAGUUUUAGAAAAAGGUGUUGACAAUUCCAUAAUUCUUCGUCGAUUUGUUUUAUCUCCUGAAAAGAUAAAAAAUAUAACAUCGUCAAAAACGGAUAAAGUACAACUGCAUCCAAUUGGACCAGCUGCGCCUGGACAGUUGCAAUUACCAGAAGAAAAUGUUUGGAUUGUAUCUGUUACUUGCGUCAUAAGCACUACAGAAAUUUGGGCAAGAAUCGUAGGAGAUGCAUACAGUGAACAAUUCGAUCUUAUGACGGCUGAAAUGGCUAAACACUAUAGCAAUAUUCAACAACACGUCAAACCAUUAGCUAUCGUAGUUGGAAAUUACUAUGUCGUUUUUGAAGAUGAUUCGUGGCAUAGAGUUCGUUGCGUGGAUUAUAAUUCUGUUGAUGGAAUAGUUACAGUUUCAUUUAUUGAUCACGGCGACGAGGAUAUUUUCCAUCAGAGUAAAUUACAAAUGUUGGAUAAAAAAUUUUGUGGGAUCCCCGCACAGGCGGUGAGAUUAUGUCUUGCUGGUUUGGAAGAUUUUGGCGACUGCGACAGCGUUGUGGAUUAUAUAGAAAAGUUUCUAGUACUUGGUCAUGCAUUGUAUGCUGAAGUACUAAAUCGUGGUAAAGGACAAGACGAACAGUUUGCAACGGUUAUAUUUUAUGACACGCAGGGACCGGAUGAUGUGAAUUUAAAUGCAGAAUUCUCUGAACACAUUUUACAACAUAUAGUGGUUGCUCCUAAAUUAACUGAAGAACAAGUAUUUGAGGUAUUUAUUUCCCACAUAGAACAGGAUGGUGAUGUUUAUGUACAGGUAGAAUGUGAAAGUAUGAAGCUGUUAGUCAGUUUAUUAAAUCGGUUAAUAUGUACCCGAUUAAAUGCAGAACAUUUGGAAAAUUGUACUGUAACUACCGUUGAUCCUAGUAAAACGUAUUUUGUCUCUGUAAAUAAUAAUUGGUAUAGAGGAAAAAUUGUAGGUAAUAGUCUUUACAGUCAAUUAAAAGUAUUUUUAAUCGAUUUCGGUAAAACUAUUACUACAACGAAAAGCAAUCUUCUUUCUUUGGAAAGAUUAUCUGAAGUUUUAACAAAAUAUCCUGCUCAGGCAUUAAAGGUACAUCUUCAUAACAUUGACAAAUCAAUGGUUAAUGAAAAGAUGAUUGCAAAAUUUACAGAACUCGCACCAAAGGGUGAACCGCUUCUUGUGAAGGUUAUAUCAGUUGAAAAUAACAUACCGGUUGUUGAAUUAUUUAGGCGAAUUCAACCAAGCAACAUGCUUGUUUCCAUCAAUAACACUUUGGCUCUUGAAGAACUUGCAAAAGCCCACGGCGAUGGAAAUAAUAAUAUAAGACCAAGAAAACGUAUAGAACGCAUGAAUUCUAAACAUUCAACAAAUGAAGAUGACGACGUCCUGAAAUCUUUAAAACCACCUAAAAUUUCGGGUAUCGGUGAAUACUUUGACAUACACGUGACGAUGGCAGCUCAUCCUGGAAAUUUUACUAUUCAACCAUUUGAGGAUAAAUCUGCUUUGGAAGCAAUGAUGAUUCAAUUACAAGAAACUUGUCGAGAUUACAAAGGUCCUGCACCUACUACGGAAUCAGUAAGAGAAGGGAAACUUUAUGCAGCUAAACACAUUGAUGGUCACUGGUACAGGGUCUGCAUUUCAAGUGUAAUUAAACAAAAUAUGGUCAGUGUUUAUUUUUGUGAUUUCGGAGACGUAUCGGUACUGCCAUUAAGUAAAUUACAGCCACUGAAAAGUCAAUUUUUGGAACUACCAUAUCAAGCUAUUAAAGCAAGACUUUCUGGUAUACGACCGAUCGACGUUGACUGGUCUGUUGAGGAUAGUUUGAGAUUUCAAGAAUUGGUUGUGGAGAAAGAUUUUGUAUCAAUUGUUGUCGAAUCAAAGCCUGAUGUACUCUCUCCAGCUGACACUGUAUUGGGUUUAAAAUUAAUCGACGUUAAUACAACUGAAGAUAUUUACAUCGAUCAGCUUUUAGUACGCGAAGGUCGAGCUGUGUUCGUUGAUUAAAUAGUGCGCAUAGCAUGUAUGGGCAGUGAAAUUAAUAAGUCAUUUAAUUUUUCGAAUUUCAUUCUAAAAUACAUAUGUACGUAUAAAUAAUUCUUUCCUAUACACGUGCUAAAAAAUCUUUGUACAGUUUUAUGCUCCAAGACGCGGUUGUUUGUAUAUAACAUGAACUACAGUAAUAAUAACCUUUCUACUUAAUGAUGAUUGGUAAAACACAGAUAUCGAUGACUGUAUGAAGAAAAAAAAAAAAAAAUAACAAAAAACAAAAUGUGUUAUAAAAAUA
Messenger RNA from Osmia lignaria (orchard mason bee), 4060 nucleotides. It is a transcript of the gene tapas, whose product is annotated as tudor domain-containing protein 7 tapas. The record is from RefSeq and is a predicted model, not a curated record. Lineage: Eukaryota; Metazoa; Arthropoda; Insecta; Hymenoptera; Megachilidae.